GGGAAAUAAUAGAAGGUGUGGACGAUCGUCAAGAACGGUGAACCGUGCCUCCAUGAUACAGCAAACUGGCUACUGGUUCCACUUUGAAACACCAACAGUUGUUAACAGUGCACAUAUUUGCCAAGUUUGUGCUUGUACAAAGGUAUAGCUAUGGAAUAACAUACUUAAUGCAGAACACAACAAACACCAUGGUAAUAAUUCACGGACAGUACCUGUAAAAAGAUAUAGAAAUACAUGAACAUGUGCACCUUUGGUGAACAGUCAGAUCACACAGACAUUGUGCGUGUUAUUUUUCUUUCCAAUGAACACAACGUCACAGUUGGAUAAAUGUUUAUCGAAUUCAAGAAUGAACUGUAUCACCUAUGAGAUACCAAUGAAGAUUCUGUGGUAGUAUUGCUGACUGAUUAUGUCUUCAAAUUAUACGGAGUAAGCUGUCACGUACACCAAGUCUGGAACAGCCAGUGUCCGUGUGGGUGUAAACUGCGAAGAAGGCCAUGAUAAGGGUACAUUUUCUGCAACCGAUAUGAAAGUGACAUGAAUGAAGAUGACGACGAAACGAAUCAGCAAAUCAAAGAACAAUCGGGGUGGCAAACAAAAGGGGCUUCAAGACACUGUGCUGACUGGUGUGAAGGGAGACGAUGCCAACAUUGAUCAUUCUGUGGUCAUGGGUGCAAACCUUGGAACCGUGAAUUUCACAUCAGCUAUUGUUCCUACAGAUGCAGAUCUUCAGCCUAUUAACGACUUGACUGAAGGCAUGGUAGAAACAGAAACAUUUGUCUGGAUUGUCAAGGCUAUUGAAAAUGGACAGAAACUAUUUGUGAUCACAGGCGAGCCGGGUGAAGGAAAAACUACUUUUGGAUUCCUCAUACUGCGAGAAAUGAAUCAAAAGGGAAAGACGUUUUGCCUUGUGACUAGUCCAGAGAAUUACAAACAAAGGAAAAAUUGUGAUCUGCUGAUGUUUGAUGAUACAUUUGGUAGCAUUGCAUUUGAAGACAAGAAGUACAGUGAUUGGGAAGAUACCAUUAUUGAUGUUCUUGCUUUACCCGAACACAAAGGUUCCCAUAGCGGAACAAAUAUCAUUCUAAUAAUUCUCCGCAAAACCAUACUCGCACACCUUAAAACUAAACUUGGCAGAUAUGCAAACGUAUUUGAUGACAGAGAGAUUUUGAUAGAUCUAACAACCACACACCGCCUUACAGAAAGUGAAAAGAGAAAGGUUUUGGAAAUUCAUCUGGACAGGAAUGACAUGCACGAAAAUGAAGGCGACAUCCACUUCGUAUGUUCAUCUACUUUUACAUAUGGAUUCCCACAAUGUUGCAGAAUGUAUGCAGAUAAAGUGAAAGUGAACAUCAGGGGAAUUUUUGACCGCCCUCUCGAGUUCCUUGAUAAGGAGACAAAAUGGUUACUGAAGAAAAACAAACACAAUCGUGAAGUCUUACAGAUAAUGAUAUGUGACGAAACAUUUCAACCUGACAAGGAAGCUGACGAUGAAAAACGACAAACACUGAUAGCAGCUACAAAUGAUAUCUUCUACCUUCGACAGGAAGGUGGAUGUUUUCACUUUGCUCACUCCUCUUAUCAAGAAAGUGUUGGGAUUACCAUUGGAAUAGAGGACCCGAGGUUUUUAAUAACACGAUGUAGCAUGCCAUGUAUUAAAAAGUAUAUGGAUGCAAGUACAGCUACAGGUAGAGCCUUAUUCAGCCAGCUUACAGACGAAUUAAAGGAUCAACUUCUGAGCAAAAUCGCAAAGGAAUUUGGCAGAGGGGACUACGAUUUUAUGAAGUAUGAUUUGCUUCAUAACAAAGAAAAUCUGAUCAAUGUUUUAAAUUCUGAGUGCUGUGCUGUUGACACAAAAGAUGUACAGCUGAAGCCAAUGCAGUCGCGGCCGGAAAUCUUCCUGCUUUAGAGGUGUUGGUCGAAAAAGGUGCUGACGUAAAUGCCAAAGUCCAUGGCCAAACCAUGUUACAUUACAUUUGUAAAGAGAGAUUUGUGGAUGGUGCGAAAUGCAUCAUAGAUAAAGUACACGACAUUGAUGCAAUGGACAUCUGGAAUAGGACACCUUUAUACUACGCAUGUGAGUCAAGGCCUACUGAUGAGUUGGUAAUGUUUUUGCUUAAACAUGGAGCGAACAUCGAUUCGUUGGAUAUAUUACCAUUGCUGAUACAAAACCUUUGCCGAGAAGGAAAGGAAGGUUUCGCAGAUGAGAUUAUUGAACACUUUUGAAAAGGAACUUUUGGUGACAGCCAAAAAGGUCUAUCUGACAAAGGAGGUACAUGAUUCUCUGGAUAAGCGUCUGCUGGUUCACUAUCUUUGUCACCUAAAAGAUCUGAAAGGGGUAAACAUGUUACUAAAAUCCCCAAUGCCAUUUGACAUCAACGAGCCUAUUUUCAAUAGCUGUGCUAUUCACGAAGCCUGCAAAGGAAAAGACUAUAGGAAUAAAGGUGAACUUGUUAAAUUGUUGAUCAGUCACAAUGCUGUUGUUAAUAUUCCAGACAGUGAUGGCAUGACAGCUCUUCACCUGAUGUGUGAAAGUGGUUGUUUGGAAGGGCUCAAGAAAAUUUUGGACAAAGCUACCCCUGAAACUGUAAAUAAGAAAGCCCAUUGGUUUGAUUUAACACCAUUCAUGUACUCCUGCAUAGUGCCUCCACACAAUGACAGUUUGAGAAUUUUACAGCUGCUGUUGGAAUAUGGUGCAGAUGUGGAUGUGAAUCAAGAAGAUGGGAGGAACGGCUUACAUUACCUUUGUGCUAACGGCAACUACCAGUGUCUUGAGCGCUUGAUUAGGACCAGAAAGAUUGAGGAUGUUAACACAUGUCUUAAAAACGACAUAGGGGAUCGCUGCGUUAGAGGCCAAACUCUGCUUCACUGUUUAUGCAAUGGUGAUGCAACAGAAGAAACCCUGAGGCUCUUAUUGGAACAGCACGCAGAUGUUAAUAGAAGAGACAGCAAAGGAAAAACUCCUUUGGAUUAUCUGAAACAAGACCCUGUAAACUGAGUAUUUCGUACGAGGAAUAUGUUGUAUGUGUCGCGCCCGCUAAGUUCCGGGGAACAGGAAGAAAAAAAGACGAGACGUACUGACGCCCUGAGAGUGAUGGAGCUUAAAGGAUCCACAUAAUGAUGCUGCCUUUUUCAAGGCACAGGAACCUACGCCUGUUCUUUCGUUAUUUGUGAGGAGCUAUUAGUAACCAUUUUGCUCAAUCAACAGAAAGUGGAUAUUAAUGGCAAUAAGUCACCUAUAUUCCUUAAAAAGACAAAACAGUCCUGUUUCAGGCACAAUGCACCAGACAACAUUGAAAUACUAGUAAAAUAGACUUAGGACAGUAAAGGUAUUCUUGCCAAAGUAGCAUAUUCCAGAAGUCAUGCUGUGUAUAUAGAUCCAAAAGCUUCAUUUCUAGGCUUCGUCAAGCAGUGUUUUGUAAAUCGCCUGAAAGAAGAAAACAAAGGUUCUUCUUCAUUUUACCUUUAUAAACAACAUGCACUAAGCCAUUUUAUUAUGCACAGGGACAAUUGAGACGUGCAUGAUUUAAUAACACCAAGAACCGUCGACGUACUGGCUCUAAUAUCUAGAAGGGGAAAAGUCCAAAUGAAUCCUGAUUGCAAUAUACACCAAAUGUCACUGUCCGAACAUGCACAGCGGGUGGGUGGUGAUACCACUAAUUGCUUCAUAAAGCAAUAUACUGAUGACAAGGGAAUGAGGACAAACACAGGCACUAUGGGGAAAGACUCUCAGAGAUGUUCCAUAAUGAAUUGUUGCCAACUGUGCACAUAGGGUCAAUUACAAAGAAGGGCCUAAUGCACACGAAAUUAACAAGACGUGUGUAUUUGCUUUUGCAAGACACAUCAACAUUUACUUUGAAUCGUGUGGAUGUUUUGUUGGUGUUUCUUGUUUGGCUUUUUUUGUUUUUUUGGAGCGUAUGUAGUCUCAUAUGUGUCGAAUGGAGAGUUCUGUGAUCUUUUUAUCUCUAAGUUCCAAGAAUUGUUUGAAAAUCUACGUAGUAAAUUAUAUCACUGUAUAGACACCAAUAUUGAAGAUUCAUUAAAUGUUUUCACUGAACUGUAUCAGCGAGCUGCAGACCACAAUAAGAAGAUAUUUUUAGGUUACCAUGAUAUUAACUCCAAACCUCAACCCCCAUGAUGAGACCAAGAACUCGAACAAUUAAAACAUAUGAAAUAUAAAGCAUUAAGAGAUCAUAGAGACACUAACUUGGAUAUUGUGAUUUAUAAAAACCUACGUAAAUCUUUCAAGAAGACUUUUAACAGCAAACGAAGAGCAUACUUCGAUGUACAAAAAGAGAAACUUACUGCAGCAAGAGACAACCCAAAGGAAUUCUGGAAAACAU
Molecule: messenger RNA, 4340 nt
Organism: Haliotis rubra (blacklip abalone)
Lineage: Eukaryota; Metazoa; Mollusca; Gastropoda; Lepetellida; Haliotidae
Exons: 6
Coding region: 539-1906 (455 amino acids)
Source: RefSeq, a predicted model, not a curated record